Molecule: messenger RNA, 3229 nt
Organism: Cercospora beticola
Lineage: Eukaryota; Fungi; Ascomycota; Dothideomycetes; Mycosphaerellales; Mycosphaerellaceae
Biological process (GO): fatty acid elongation, monounsaturated fatty acid; very long-chain fatty acid biosynthetic process; fatty acid elongation, polyunsaturated fatty acid
Cellular component (GO): endoplasmic reticulum membrane
Molecular function (GO): fatty acid elongase activity
Source: RefSeq, a predicted model, not a curated record
GUGAUGUUUGCGUGACGGGAUUUGAAGCUCUCCAGCCACACGAGCAGGCGCCGACGAUUACGAUGCGACAGUUAGCGACACGGCCGAAUUCCCAGCAUCGGCCUGCAUUUCGCACCAUCAUCGUCCUCACCACCAUCCACUGCACUUCUCUUCUCCCCACCCCAUCCUGUCCUUGCCGCACCAUGCGAUAGCAGUUUGAUCGCCCACCGCAAGUCGCGCCGCCCGAAACACAGCAAGAGGCGCACACAGCUGGGAUCGCGUCGUUCCCCACGCGUCGAGCUGUCUCGCUGUUGAAACGCACCGAUAUACGCACCACCACCGAACGAGACACGAGACACGCGACACACCACCACCGCCGCCGCCAUGUCGGGCCCGCAAGUCUACUUGCGAUGGCCCUCCUUCACUCUCUCCGCCUUGCGCCCCGAACCGCUGCCUCACACGCUGCUGCCGCCCGUACGAGAACGCUCAUUUCGCGCGCCGUUCGGCAUUGAUAAGGACCUCUUCAAUGCCGCCCUCAAGCCGCAGGUGCCCAUUGCCUUCGCCUCCGCCUACAUCGUCACCGUCUUCCUUCUGAACGCCUACAACCGAAAGCGCAACCACAAGCCUUGGGCCGUCGCGCGACAAUGGUGGUUCCGGUACUUCGUCGUUCUGCACAAUGCCAUCCUCACUGUCUACUCGGUUGCGACUUUCCUGGCCAUGUGCAGAGCGUUUGCGCACACUUGGCCCGGCUUCAAUAAUGAGCACGGCAUGGCAGGAAUGGCGGAUGCGCUGUGCAAGAUCCACGGGCCUCGAGGACUGGGAGAUGCGACAUCCUUCAACACAACGCUGAACAUCUGGGAGGCCAAGAACACUGCAAUUCGUCUGGGCUACGAUGGCAAUCCAGACCCGACCGACUUUGGUCGUUUGUGGAACGAGGGCCUGGCAUUCUGGGGCUGGUUCUUCUACAUUAGCAAAUUCUACGAGGUCGUCGACACAUUGAUCAUCCUGGCAAAGGGAAAGCGAAGCGCUACUUUACAGACAUACCACCACGCAGGUGCCAUGCUCUGUAUGUGGGCCGGCAUUCGCUACAUGAGCCCGCCCAUCUGGAUGUUCGUCUUCGUCAACUCCUUCAUCCACGGGUUGAUGUACACCUACUUCACUCUCAGCGCUCUCGGAUACCGAGUUCCACAGGCGAUCAAGCGAUCUCUGACAUCCUUGCAAAUUGCUCAGUUCCUUUGGGGCGCCUCAUAUGCCGCAGCGCAUCUGUUCGUGCAGUAUGACAUCCCAAUCGCGACUCCAUAUCAGGUUGUUCACACCAUUUCCUCGGUGGUAUCAAGCGCUACAUCGAAAGCCCAAUCCGCAACGUCCGUCAUCUCAGAGGCCGUGGCCACUCCUUCUGCCAUUGCUUGGGCGGCUUUGGGCAAAAAGAUGCUUCUCCGAGCGCUCGGCGAGGAAGGGCUAGCAGAAAAUGUUCACGAUAAGCGCAACCAGCCACUAAAUCCAGUUAUGGAGCAAAAGAUUGAGGAGUUCAAGGACCACAUCCCAGGCGUGCCAAAGUACGAGACACGCUGGAGAACUGACUGGACUCGCGUCAACUGCAUCGACACGUCCGGAGAGGCUUUCGCGAUCAUUCUGAAUUUGUUCUACUUGGCUCCUUUGACUUUCCUCUUCGCACGAUUCUUCUACAAGGCCUACUUGAGGAGAGGCAAGCCACGAACUGCUUCUCAAGGCGCGAAGCAAGUAGUCGAAUCUGCCAAAGAAGGCGAGAAGAAGACCGAAGAGAAGGUUGAGGAGGCAGGCAAGAGACUCGAGGCCAAAAUUGCCAAGCUAGACCGUAAAGAUGUCCAAGAACAGCUGCGCCGAGACGUUCAGGCAUUCAGAUCAGGUUCCUACAAGGCUGGCCGCAAACUCAGCAGCCAGAUUCAGGACUUGGAAGAGCAGAUCGAUAACGCAGCGUCCAAAGCAAAGCAAUCCGGCAAGAAGGCAGUUGGUAACACGCAGCAAGCCGGCAAGGAUCUUGCCGAGGAGGCGAAGCAGACUGGUAAGAAGGCAGCAGGUAACGCUCAGCAAGCCGGCAAGAAUAUCGUGGAGGAGGCAAAACAACAAGGCAAGAAGCUGCAGCCCGCCAACACGAACGGCACAUCGUCACCAAGCAAAAAGAGCGGCGCGUCGACCCCUCGCGACGACAAAUGGUUCAAGAGCGAGAACGAUCUCGAGAAUGAGUCGGUGGACCAGGAGGAUACCGCUGCCAACUCUCCACGCGUGAAUGAGAAGCAGGAUGACUUCAGUCCCGGGAAAGUCCAUGAGGAAGGUAUCGACUACAUCAAGCAGCGCGUACGAGAUGGUACAUCACAAGCACCGGCUGACGGCGGUGUCAAUCAGGAUCUCCUUCCAGCUGAUGGCACUUCUAACGCAGAGAGCGAGAGCAAGCAGGAUGCUGUACUCGAGGCCUCUCGGGAUUCACGUCCUGGAGUCAAGGAUGGUAUGCCGGUCGACUGGGAGAGCGAUCGCGAGCAGAAGUCGAACAAGGAGAACGAGGCACCGAAGACCGGAGAUCAGUCUUACGCGUCUGUGGCGAGUCUGAAUGACGAAGACACCGAUGCUAUGGGUAGAAGUGGCGCCAUCAUCGAUCUGGCCGCAAGCAAGGCCGAAGAAGCUGCGGACAAGGUCGACGACGCACUUCAAGCCCGACCGACUUCUUCGUCAUCCUCGUCUCGGAGGGACCGGUCAGGUUCUCCAACGAAGCUGCCUCAGAGGCCUGGCUCAAGAGCACAGUCGCGUUCGCAAUCUCCCUCGAAGAAGCCUUUCGCUCCUCCGGGAGGCAAGGGAAAGUGACUCCACAAACGCAACAGCAGUAGUGGAGAUUAUUUUGCUCUUGUUCGAACGCCAUCCAGGAAUCGAGGAUCACCGGCGAGAGUAGCAAGUUUUGGUGGUGGCUGUGAGCUCGAGAGUCCGGGCGGCUCGCCAAUCGUUGCUCCACCUUCGCCGAUCCGAGCGUUUUACAUGCAGAGGAGUGCGAGUAGUAGUACAAGUAGCUUGGGCUUGAGGACUAGUUCGUCGGAGAUGUUGUGGUGAUGACUGCAGCUCGAGAUGUAGCAGGCUAGAUGCAUAGAAGGGAGGGCGAGAAAGGGCAAAGUGUGUAGAUGCCCAAAUCGAAUGUUUAAUGUCGCUUACAGACAGUUCUACGUUCGACUACCUUCGGUAUACUCAUUCUAUUGACGCGCGUCUUGUGUCAACUCGCUGCGACGCC